GCGUGUGUGUGUGUGUGCGCGCGCGUGUGUGUGUGCGUGCGGGUCCGGCGCGCGCGUGCGUGCGUCUCCACCGACCGCGCGUACAAAAAAGGCGUGAUGGAUGAAGGUGAGGAUGGUGAAGAAGACCACGGGGGGAUGAAGAGUGUAUCAGGAGGGGGGGCGGCGGCGAGCAGGACCCCCAGUAGCGUCGAGCUCGAGCAAGGAAACGUCGAGUCUCGCGCGGCGGCGGCGGACGCGCCCGUUUCCUCUGGUGUGUCGCGCGGUAAAGCUGAGCGGGACUCGGGCGGGGAGGAGGCCGGCAUGAGGCGCGUGCUGAACGGAGACUGCCGGAGAGACCCCCCCUCCUCCGUCUCCUCCACCACACAACAGCAGCAGCAGCCGCCGCACGCGCCUGACCACGACCUCCACGCGCACCAGGACAUGGAUGGCGCCUCUGAACUCGCGCCCAACACCACCCCCUCCACCCCCGCGAGCGCUCCGGACCGGAGGGACCCGCGCGUGUCCUUCUCCACCGCGCCCGGACCCACCAAGACGCCCGAGGACGCGCAGCUCGCGGGGGACGAUGGAGAGGCGCGCGACGCUCAGACCUUCAUGCAGCGACAGUUUAGCUCGAUGCUGCAACCAGGGGUCAACAAGUUCUCACUGCGUAUGUUCGGCAGCCAGAAGGCGGUGGAGAAGGAGCAGGAGCGCGUGAAGAGCGCGGGAAACUGGAUCAUCCACCCAUACAGCGACUUCAGGUUCUACUGGGACUUCACAAUGCUAAUGUUUAUGGUGGGCAAUCUAAUCAUCAUUCCUGUGGGCAUCACCUUCUUCAAAGACGAGACCACCACGCCCUGGAUUAUCUUCAACGUGGUGUCGGACACAUUCUUCCUCAUGGACCUGGUGCUCAACUUCCGCACGGGCAUUGUCUAUGAGGACAAUACAGAGAUCAUUCUGGAUCCAAAACAGAUCAAAAAGAAGUACCUGCGGACCUGGUUUGUGGUGGACUUCAUCUCAUCCAUCCCAGUGGAUUAUAUUUUUCUCAUUGUGGAGAAAGGGAUCGACUCGGAGGUUUACAAGACGGCGAGGGCUCUGCGCAUCGUCCGCUUCACCAAAAUCCUCAGUCUGCUCAGACUUCUCAGACUGUCCAGACUGAUCCGCUACAUCCACCAGUGGGAGGAGAUCUUUCAUAUGACAUAUGACCUGGCCAGUGCGGUGAUGAGGAUCAUUAACCUGAUCGGGAUGAUGCUGCUGCUGUGUCACUGGGACGGCUGCCUGCAGUUCCUGGUGCCCAUGCUGCAGGACUUCCCCUCCGACUGCUGGGUGUCCCUCAACAAGAUGGUGAAUGACUCGUGGAGUGAGUUGUACUCCUUUGCCCUGUUCAAGGCCAUGAGCCAUAUGCUGUGUAUCGGGUACGGACGCCAGGCCCCGGAGAGCAUGUCUGAUAUCUGGCUCACUAUGCUCAGCAUGAUCGUAGGAGCCACCUGUUACGCCAUGUUCAUCGGCCAUGCCACCGCCCUCAUCCAAUCCCUGGACUCCUCACGCCGCCAGUACCAGGAAAAGUAUAAACAAGUGGAACAGUACAUGUCCUUUCACAAACUUCCAGCAGACUUUCGGCAGAAGAUUCACGAUUACUACGAGCACAGGUAUCAGGGCAAGAUGUUUGAUGAGGAGAGUAUUUUGGAGGAGCUGAACGAGCCACUGAGAGAGGAAAUUGUCAACUUCAACUGUCGCAAGUUGGUCGCCUCCAUGCCACUGUUCGCAAAUGCUGAUCCCAACUUUGUGACGGCCAUGUUGACAAAACUUCGAUUUGAGGUCUUCCAGCCACUGGAUUACAUCAUUCGCGAGGGAACCAUUGGCAAGAAGAUGUACUUCAUCCAGCAUGGUGUUGUGAGCGUCCUUACCAAAGGCAGCAUAGGCAUGAAGCUAUCUGAUGGAUCUUACUUUGGAGAGAUCUGCCUGUUGACCCGUGGGAGGCGUACAGCCAGCGUUCGAGCAGACACCUACUGUCGCCUCUACUCACUGUCUGUGGACAACUUCAAUGAAGUCUUGGAGGAGUAUCCUAUGAUGAGGAGAGCCUUUGAGACGGUGGCCAUUGACAGACUGGACCGGUUAGGCAAGAAGAACUCCAUCCUGAUGCACAAAGUCCAGCACGACCUAAACUCUGGAGUCUUCAACAACCACGAGAACGAGUUGAUUCAGGAGAUUGUAAAGUACGACAGAGAGAUGGUAAAGCUGGUGGACCUCCAGAGGCCCCGCGCCAUGUCCACUACUCUCUCCACCCACGGGACCAUGUUCCCUUCUUCCAGCCAGCCUCCUACCAGCUCUGCCAUUGCCUCCCUCCAGCAGGCUGUGGCCAUGAACUUCUGCCCCCAGAUGGCCAAUCCUCUGCAAGGUCACAGCGCUCUCCAGUCCCCUCGUAUGGUGCGACGCUUCCAGGUAGUCCAGAGUCUCUCCAGUCCAGGGACCCAGCAGACCCCUCCAGGCUCCCAGUUUACUGCUGGAGCUCUCGUUUCUGCCCUUGCUGCUGGCACGCCCAUUCAGAGCCCCUUGGCAACAGCCGGACGAACAUUCCAGUACAGUUCCAGCCCCAUGGGUGCCCUCUCAGGGUCCCAGCUGUCUUUGGUGCAGCAACAUGUCCCCAGCCCUACACAUCGAGCAGUCGGGCCCAGGAGCACAAUAACGCAGGACGCCCGGGCCCUCUCAGCAUCCCAACCGUCUCUGCCCCACGACGGGGUGCAGCCGGCCGCCCCCAGUCCGCCCCAGUCCACCAGAGUAUCUUCCACUUCUAUCGGACCUCCUCAGAACCUCUCGGGACCCUCUGGCUUUCGAGCCGCCAUCCCUCCCAGAAUGACUCUCCCACAUCAGAUGUCAGUAGGAGCGUUCCCACCCGCUUCCCUUCCCCAAAUGAGGCCGAGCCACGGCCCGGGACUGCCCAAGAAGGAUUCAGUAAUCAGCCUUCCGGACACAGACUUUCACAUCAGAUCUAGAUUAUCUUCCAAUUUGUGACCUUGUGACAGAGUUGGGGGGUGCUGGGUAUUCUUCCAUUAGUAAGUACGUUUCCCCACUCCUUGCCACUCUUUGGGUCUUAGUCUAAGAAUGUAAACAGUGUGACAUAAGUGACAAAAAGGGGCGGAGUGACUAGAACUACCCAACUUGACAAAUAUUAACCAUAAAAGUCUGUAAAACGAAAGAUUCCAACAUCACUUGAUAUUUCUGUUCUACCCACGAGCAUAAACAUCAACGUAGCUUCCUCCCACACAGUUUGCCUCUCUUUGUAAUCCUUAUUUAUUGUGGUUGUACUCAAACUUUGUAUAAAAGAAAAAAAACUGCUCCCUCUCUUCUACUCUAGUCCAAAUGAUGCAAUGUAAACUGGGCUGGAACGCAGGGGGGAUAAAAGUAACGUGCUUCUAUUUACAAUACAGGAGCGAGAACUGUUUGCGAAAGUGUUUAAUGAUGCAAUGUAGCGGGAGUUUUUUGUGAGUUUAACAGGGUUGGUUAGACAACAGCCUUUUCAGCAAUAUUAAAACUGCUAUCCACCUUAUUUUCCAUUACAACCAUCUUUGUUUACUUUGUGUUAAAACUUCCGGUGAGACAAAGGAUCCGUUGAUGUAGAUUACAUCCACAGCAAUAAUAAUAAUACAGAAUGAGUAAAUAUAACUGGAUAAAGCAUAUAACAGUUAGAGGAUGUCACAGUGAUUGGAUGAUUUUUUCUUGAACAAUAGUAUUACGAACACAGCACAAAAAAAAAUUGCUUUGUUGUGGGAAACCAUUUUAUUUAUUUAUUAGUGUAUGUAGUGACGCAACAAAAUUUAUUUGUCUUGCCAAAACCCUAAGCCAAACAAAACACAUUUGCAAGAGGUUUUCAUUUAUUUUGACACCUUUUCACCAUUGCAAAAAAAAAAAAAAAUUGGAUAAUUUAUUUUACAUUUUUUUCCCCAAUUCGGAAGGCCACCGACUUAUUAUGAAGAAAAGGCAAAUGCAAAACUACAAUUCUAAAAUAUUACUAUUAAAUAACACUUAACAUUUUGAACACCAGCAAAGCACAAUACAGUGUUUUUAUUUCAUAUAUUUUGCAAUGCUGGACCACCGCUGCAAAACGAUUGCCAACAAACAUUAUAAACUGCCAAUUACUAAAACGUUGAAUAGGGGUUUUAAUUUAAAACAAGGGAUGCUUCACACUGCCAUGUAGCUUUACGCUAAUGCUACAUUCAAGUGCCUAGCCACAUUGGAAAGCGUAUAUAUGUCACAACUCUCUUAGAUCAUGCUGCAUUAAAAGGACUUCAGGAUCCCACUGCUGUGCCACCACUGCUGAGAGAAAUCCUAAAUGAAUCAUUGUUCAGUAUAAAUUACUGUGCUUUUUCACUUAUUCGGCUAAAAAUACUGUGGGUAUAAGUAUAAGCUAUCUGGUGCUCCGCUAUCUUAGUUUGCUAUGCUCUAAACCUCUCCAAAUGAUGUUAAAUAGCCUUUAUAACCAGUGUUCACAGCAGUAAGCACUUCAAACUCCAUUUACUCUGAAUACAAUGUGACCAUUGAUACAAAAUGCCCGGAAAUUCUAACACAAAGUGGGCGUGGCAGAGAAUAAGGUGGAUAGAACAGGGGCUUGGGGAGGGGGGUGAUAAUACACAGAUAGCACACGGUUCUAGGUCAGAUCCAGAAGAGUUACUGGUCAGUUCUAGAAAUGGCCCAGCUGUAGAACCCACAUUUCGGUUCUGUCUGGCAUUUGAACUGUAAUUUAUCGCUGCUGUCUGUCUGGGCAGGAUUAAAGUGGUAAGUGUGGGCUGAGCUGGGCCGGGACUCGUUUGCUAUCUGGGUAGCGUGUUUGACAGGUAAUCGAUCUGGAAGCCGACACAUUCUCACUGAGGGGAACGGCUUUGAUUUUUUCUUUUUUCCAGACCAAAGUUGGGCCAAAAAUAAUGUUGUGUUGUUUUUUUUUAAAUGAAACAAAUGAAAUGAAACAAAUACAACUUCAUUUGCCUUGA
Messenger RNA from Astyanax mexicanus (Mexican tetra), 4961 nucleotides. RefSeq names its product hyperpolarization activated cyclic nucleotide-gated potassium channel 2b (gene hcn2b). The record is from RefSeq and is a predicted model, not a curated record. The coding region runs from base 97 to 2988 and encodes 963 amino acids. Gene Ontology annotation, molecular function: voltage-gated potassium channel activity. Gene Ontology annotation, cellular component: membrane. Gene Ontology annotation, biological process: transmembrane transport; potassium ion transport. Lineage: Eukaryota; Metazoa; Chordata; Actinopteri; Characiformes; Acestrorhamphidae. The transcript has 8 exons.